Phytophthora nicotianae INRA-310 is the source of this 2778-nucleotide messenger RNA. RefSeq lists its product as hypothetical. Lineage: Eukaryota; Oomycota; Peronosporomycetes; Peronosporales; Peronosporaceae. The record is from RefSeq and is a predicted model, not a curated record. Gene Ontology annotation, molecular function: protein heterodimerization activity. The coding region runs from base 229 to 630 and encodes 133 amino acids. The transcript has 4 exons.
CAAUAAUUCCAGGACGAUGAAGCAGCGCGAUCUGUUGAAGGUGACGGCGCUGUUGGUGCUGCGAGUCGAGUGAUCGGGUGAAUGCAUUGAGCUGAACAUAUUCAUUCCAAUAUUAUUGACUCUGUCAGAGCCGCGUGAAGCGAUUGCUUAAAGAGCAGAAGGACAUGGGCCAAGUGAGCGAAGCCGCUGUUGUCGCUUGCUGUUUUCGUGCGGGAUCUUGCUACCAAAAUGCAGCGACAGGCAGUGGAAGGAGUCGGGCUGACACCAGUUGAAUUGAAGAAGAGCGUAUUAGCUUGUGGAGAACUCAAUUUCCUGCAUAACAAGGUGACGGCCAUUGACGAGAGCGAUAUUAAGUACCGCAAACCUGCUCGAGGAGGCAAGAAGCGGAUCCUGAAGGCUGCCGCCAAGGACUCAACAACCACAAAAAAAGCGCGGACAACGAAGACGAAAAAGGCAGCAUCAGCAACCGCAACGGGUUUAGAAAAGACAACCAAGCUAGCUGGUAAUAGCGGUGACGAUGGCAACGACAACGUUACAGUCACCGAGAAGGCUGCGUCAUUAAUAACCAAGGCGCGAGCAUUGGAGGUUGAGGAGGACGAUGACUAUGAUGAAAGUGACAGUGACGCGUGAAUUUCUAGGAAGGAUAAUGCUUUCUAUUGCCACACGACGGUGCUCUCAAAACAAACUUACCAAUCGAGGGCUUCUAUCUACAUGAAAUACAACCGUCCAAGUAUUUUGUGCCACUGACUGCGGCUUCAACCUGUCGAGUUGGUUUAACUCGUCUUGCUAUCAAGCAAAGACUGCCAUGUGGGGCCAAACAACAAGUCGCGCGAAGGUGAUCGGCGGAUAGUUGCCUGUUGGAACAUGACGUUGCCCGGCGCAGGCGUGGCAGGAGAUACACUUGCCUCGCCGUUAGCAGCUGUAGGAGUCGACGGGUGCGGAGGUAGAGGUGGUAGAGCUGCCGAGGGCUUCGCGUCCGUGGAUGCUGCCUUCGCUGCAGUCGGCGACACCUGAUCAUCUCCAGGGAAGAAGAAGCCGUGCAUGCGAGCGACGACCUCGUCGGCCUCCUUCUGCUGGAGCACAAACGACAGGUUUAGAUCUUCAGCAGACUCGCUAAGCAGCAGUACGUCGUAGUUCUCAAGCACGCUGAAAACACAGCCGAGCUCCGCCAGCGCCUUACGCAGACCUCGACCCACAAUCGAAACCACCGAGCAGUCCUCGAACACGCGCACCUUCGAGUGUUCAUUCAGUGCUUCGAGCAACUGCUGGAACGGCGCGCCCUGGACGCCACCGGGAAUGUGGUCUAGCGUUACCGUCACGGAGAACUGCGACGUCGCGAUAAGAUCCACCGAAAUGCCGCAAGCCUCGAACGGAGCGAACACCUUGGCUAAGAAACCCGACGUACUGUACAUGUCGAAUGCUGUGAUACUGAGCGUCGUCAUGUUCUGUCGCUUCACCACAGCUAGAAUCUUCGGGCUGCCGUGGUGUGCCUUGUCCGCCUCGGUAGCGGGGUGAAUGACAGUCUUGGCACCGUUAGGGUCGUUGGUGUUGCGGAUUUCGAGCGGCACCUUGCCCCACUGCGCUGGAAUGAUGCAACGGGGGUGCAAUACCUUGGCGCCCAUAGCAGCCAGCUCCUGUGCCUCACGAUAAUCCAAAUCCUUGAUGAGACGGGCGUUAGGCACGUAACGCGGAUCGGUCGUGAACAUGCCGUGCACGUCCGUCCAGAUUUCGUACUUCUGGGCACCCAGCAGGGAGGCAAACAGAGAGCCUGAGGUGUCACUGCCGCCACGACCCAGCACACACGUCGCGCCUGUGCUCGUGCUGGCAAUGAAUCCCUGCGUAAGCACAACGCUCUUACCAUUUGCCGCGUUCUCGGCCUGUUCGCGGUCCAGUCGAGGGUUCACCUCUGCCUGUAGAUACCUAUCCUCUUCGGACUUGGCACUGGUGGGGUCGCUUACCAGGAGAUCUCUAGCAUCCACUCGCUCCACGUCCGUGAGACCAUUGUGAACCAUAAUACAUCUACCCAAGUGAGUUGAAAGCAGCUCUCCGAAUGCUAGAACGCGCGCCUGGAUGCCGGGCGAGGCCUCCUCUGUGAGUUUAAUGCCUUCCAGUACGCGAAUGAGGUUCUUUAGCUCCUCAAGCAGCGGGUGCAACGUCUUGGGCAGUAGCGGGUCGAUGGGCGACGUGGAGAACGACGAUCCGUCUUCGCCGUGGCUCAUCACACUAUCCAUCCAGAGCUGCUGCCAUCGAUCGUGCAGCUCCACGCUUCCCUCCACACCUUCGAGCGCCGGCAACAGGCCCACUUCAUAAGCCAGCGAGAAGUGUUGCAGCGCAAUGUUGGUUGCCAGUUCGGUGUGGCUACUGCCGCGUUCACUCGCUAGCGCUAGCGCUCGCGUGAGUUUGUUGGUAAUUUGGGACAGCGCUGAGAUGGUGACCCACACGCGCGGAGACGACGGAGACUCGAGGUGCGAGCGGAUUUGGUCGCAGAUACAGCGCCAGCGAGCGGCGGUCGACACGCUUGUGCCGCCAAACUUGAGUACUACCCACGGGGAUGACGAGGCCAUAACUACUUGUGACACAAGCGAGGAAUCGGGGAAUGACGCACUUCCCCUCCAGUGAAAAAACGCAGUGGGAUUGGUGGGGAAACAAAUCGGCGUGUUCGAUUAGGGACAGUUUUUCUCGGACAUAACAGCUGAUUCGCGUAUUUGCUUACAUUUUUCUAGCUAAAAUAGGCACUUAACUCCGGACACCGAUUACCAACAGAAGUUUCUUAUGGAC